Molecule: messenger RNA, 179 nt
Organism: Entrophospora candida
Lineage: Eukaryota; Fungi; Glomeromycota; Glomeromycetes; Entrophosporales; Entrophosporaceae
Source: the annotation of a GenBank genome assembly
GCUCCCUACACCCAACCCACCACCUGAGAGCAACUAAAUACCCAGUUGCAACAUAUUCAACAACUCAAACAACAACUUCAACAACAACAACAACAACAAGACCUACUACAACAACAGCAAAGUCUACAACUUCAACAACAACUUCAACAACUUCAACAACAACAGCAACAAAUUGCUGA